UCUGGUAACACAGCCACAACUACAAUCCCAUGGCAACUUGUUCUUCAGAAGGUCGUAAAUGGAUGUACGAUGUGUUUCUAAGUUUCAGAGGCAAAGAUACUCGCAAAACAUUUACAGGUCACUUGUACAGAGCAUUGGAUAUAAGAGGAUCCACACAUUUCAAGAUGAUAAAAGACUAGAGAAAGGGACAUUAGUCCCAUUUGAACUCCAUAAAGCUAUUGAAAUGUCUCAAGUUUCUGUCAUUAUUUUCUCACAUAAUUAUGCCUCAUCUGAGUGGAGUUUAGAUGAAUUAGUAAAAAUAAUGGAGUGCAAGAACCGAUAUGAACAGAUCGUAAUACCCAUCUUCUAUAAUGUGGAUCCAUCCGUUGUUCGAAACCAAACAGAGAACUUUGCGGAAGCUUUUGACAAACAAGAAUCGAAGUAUAAUGGUGGAAUGGAGAAGGUGCAAAAAUGGAGGAAUGCCCCAACUUUAGUGGCCAAUUUAAAAGGCUGGGAUGUCCGCAAUAGGUGACGAACACAGUGGAAGCAAUCUGGAUUUGUUUCAGCAGGCAAAAGCCAACUUUAUGCUUUAGCAAAGAUGCCCUGAAAAGUUUGACUAGGCUUAGGAUGUUGCACUUGAACUCCAUGAUCAGAGAUGAUUUCUUCUUUGAUCCAUUCGGUGUUUUCAGUUGCCAUGAUGGUCCCAUUGAGUUUCUACCGAACAACCUGCGUUGGUUUGUUUGGAAGUACUAUCCGUCAGAAACAUUGCCAGCUAAUUUUGAACCCAAAAGGCUAGUUCAUCUCCAUCUCGAAUGUAGUUUACUGCGUCAAUUAUGGACGGAAAUAAAGUAUUUGACAAAUCUGAAGACGCUUGAUCUCAGCUUCUCCAAAAGAUUGAUACAAACACCAAAUUUCAAGGGAAUGCCAAGUUUGGAGACUUUGCAUCUGAAGGGAUGUAUAAAUCUUGAAGAGGUUCACCAGUCAUUGGGAUAUUGCAAAAAGCUCAUUUUCUUAAAUUUGAAGGAAUGCAAGAGCCUUAAGAGGCUUCCUAGUAGUUUUCACGCGGCAUGUCUUAAAUAUCUGGAUUUGGAAGAGUGUUCUAGUUUAGAAAAUUUUCCACAUAUCCUUGGAAGCAUGUGCUUGUUAGUUGUUAGAGAGUAACCUAAAAUCCUCUGGGAUAAGGAAACUGCCAUCAUCAAUUGGAUACCUACGUGCCAUUAAUCAGCUUGAUUUCCGCUGGUUGGAAAACCUUGUAACUCUUCCCAACGUCAUCUGUAAGUUGACAAGUUUGAAGAAUCCAGAUGUGUCGGGCUGCUCAGAACUUGAAAUCUUGCCGGAAAGUAUAGGGGAUUUAAACAACUUAGAGAAUCUUGAUGCCAGAUGUAUCCUAAUUUCAAGACCUCCAUCUUCCAUUGUAAGGUUGAACAAACUUAAAUCCUUGAGGUUUUCAAGACCGAUAAUGGAAGAAGGCCAAGCUGCUGCGUAUUUUUUGUUCCU
Messenger RNA from Lycium barbarum (goji berry), 1476 nucleotides. Its product is annotated as TMV resistance protein N-like. The coding region runs from base 607 to 1140 and encodes 177 amino acids. The record is from RefSeq and is a predicted model, not a curated record. Gene Ontology annotation, biological process: defense response; signal transduction. The transcript is spliced from 3 exons. Lineage: Eukaryota; Viridiplantae; Streptophyta; Magnoliopsida; Solanales; Solanaceae.